Triticum turgidum subsp. durum (durum wheat) is the source of this 273-nucleotide messenger RNA. The record is from the annotation of a GenBank genome assembly. NCBI's taxonomy places the organism in Eukaryota, Viridiplantae, Streptophyta, Magnoliopsida, Poales, Poaceae.
AUGACACAUUCGCCAAUCCUGCCAACUAAUAAAGUGUAUUCUAGUUUGAAGAUUACAUACCACUUCUUCCACUGGAAGAAGGGAACUCCAUUCGCUGAUGAUCAGGGGAUGUAUAAUAGAUUGACUUGGUGGGAGCAAAUGGACAACGGCAAGCAGCUUACUUGCAACAGAAAAUUUCUUGUUGUGGUUCCUGUAGUCCUAUUGAUUCUGGCUAGUCAGAAAUACUACACUUAUUCAUUACUUAUGCAAAGAACACUUGUUAGUAGCAUCUAG